Molecule: messenger RNA, 1122 nt
Organism: Vitis riparia (riverbank grape)
Lineage: Eukaryota; Viridiplantae; Streptophyta; Magnoliopsida; Vitales; Vitaceae
Exons: 2
Coding region: 1-1122 (373 amino acids)
Source: RefSeq, a predicted model, not a curated record
AUGGAAAAUUCUUUGCAAAAGUUUGUGAAUUCUAAGAAAGCAGCCCAACAAGCAUAUGAAUGUAGAAAUCCUUAUGGUCCUAAUGUGUCACAAUUUGAAGGGGAUAGGGCAGAAGGUGAAGAAGAGGUUCAAGAAAUGCAAAGUCCUAUGGCAGAUAAUAGUGGAAAAAGGAAAAAAUCAACAGUGGAUAAGUAUUUUGCACCAAGAAAUACUCAAGGAGCUCAACCUUCCAUGAGGAGUGUACUAGCUAGGAAAGAAGCUAUUUGGAGAGCGGAUAUGGCGGUUGGGAGAUUCUUUUAUGAUGCAUGCAUUCCUACUAAUGCAGUGAAUUCCUUCUACUUCAAGCCAAUGUUGGAUGCUAUAUCUGCAAUUGGUCCUGGAUAUAAGGGUCCAAAUUACCAUCAACUACGGGUUAAUCUUUUAAAGGAUGCCAAGAAGGAAGUUCAGUUACUUGUGGACUCUUAUCAUGCAAUUUGGGCAAAAGUUGGGUGUACAAUAAUGGGUGAUGGUUGGACAGAUAAUAGACAAAGAACACUCAUCAACUUCCUUGUGUAUUGUCCUGAAGGAAUAUCAUUUGUGAAAUCCGUUGAUGCUUCAGACAUUGUCAAGGAUGAAACUAAUUUGUUUCAGUUAUUUGAUGAGGUGAUUGAAUGGGUUGCUCCACUCAAUGUAGUUCAUAUAGUCACUGAUAAUGCAGCAAAUUAUGUGGCCGCAGGGAGAUUGAUUUCUCAGAAGCAUAAACACAUUAAUUGGUCACCUUGUGCAGCUCAUUGUCUUAAUUUGAUCUUUAAGGAUAUUGGUAAGAUGGACCAUGUUGCUGAACUUGUAAGACGUGCAUCAAAGGAUUAUAAAAGCAAAGUUGCAGUUUCCAUCAUCUUGGAUAAUAGAUUUUGGAAUGAUUGUUUGAUUGUUGUGAAUCUUAUGUCUCCACUAAUGCGCUUAUUGCGUAUUGUUGAUUGUGAUGAGAGGCCUUCGAUGGGAUAUGUGUAUGAAGGCAUGUAUAGGGUUCGUUUGGGCAUCAAGAAAUUGUUUAACUACAACGAAAGACUAUACAAGCCUUAUACGGAGAUCAUAAAGCAACGUUGGGAUCAAAAAGCAUUCAUUCAACAGCUUAUUGGUUGA